Liolophura sinensis is the source of this 4167-nucleotide messenger RNA. RefSeq lists its product as uncharacterized. The transcript has 14 exons. Bases 450 to 2180 code for a protein of 576 amino acids. NCBI's taxonomy places the organism in Eukaryota, Metazoa, Mollusca, Polyplacophora, Chitonida, Chitonidae. The record is from RefSeq and is a predicted model, not a curated record.
GAUUGUUCGCCGGAGCCUGACGCUAAUAACAGCGGACAAGCGAAGAGAGAUUUUUAAACCAGUGUGUUUCAGCGUUCCUGUUUUACCGACUUUCUACCGGUAGCUGAUAUAUAAGCUGUUGUCGAGCAGGGUCAGUGGGAGGUUUUGUUUCUCGGUCCCCCCUUCAGUCUCGGUGGUUUACAACUCGGCCUUUCUCGGCCCGGCUCUGUAGUGUCUAGGCUCCCCAGCACUGUUCAGGGGCACACAUCGCCAUUCUCCAGGCCUCGCGCAUUGUCAACCUUAUCAGACAGGCCUUUCAGUCUCAACAGAAAUCCGCUUGUAAUCGGCCCUAUUGAAUUAGCCGGUCCUGUUCGCAAGCAAAGGUGACAGAAUGCCCGUUACUGACAUGUAAAAGGUGGCCACCUCGUCUCAACGAUAUCUAAGUUUGUCUAAUUCAGUGCCAAGUAAAUAUGGAAUACGCCAGGAGUAGAUGGCCGAUAGCCCUGGUUCUGCUGGACACUGUUUACUUUGUAAUGGGCUCCGGGUGCAGCUUCCCACCCGAAUGGCAGGGAGACUGGUACCAGAAUGCCCUGGGAGAUGUACGAAUAACGACCAAUGAGAUCUCGUCAUUAGGGACGUGCGUGCAGAAUGUGGACAGCAAGUACCUUGUGAAGAGCAGUUCUGGGCAUUAUGACGACCAGGAUUGUUAUAGGUGUCUUGUGGUGACGCCCCAACACGAAAACAUCAUCGAGUACAAGAGAAGCUAUUGUCGCGAGGAGAGAAACAUCGCUGAUGUUUGCAGUACAAUAACUGGCGAUUAUCAACUGUACACAAUGAUUAGAGUUCCAAGCACACCAGUGCCAUGCCCAUUCCAGGGUCCCUUCCAAUUCACCUAUACGAAUAUGAGCACUGGUAACAAGGUCUGCGAAUUCCCAGUGUCGGAAGUGCACGCAUGUGCGGAUGAUUCUAGGUUCAAGUUCCGUUUCCGAAAGUGUCAAGAUAUGCCAUACACCAGCACUGCGGAAUAUGACUUCCAGUGUCUGGCCACGUGGUCGGCCAAGAAUUAUCUGUUCGGAAAGUUCACCAACCCAAACAUGUACGAUAAGGCACAGAUGUACAGAUGUUUUAUCCACAACUUCCAAGUGUCACCAGCCGAGAUGGCCAUGUCCCCUGAUGCUUCCUGUCGAGGUGUGACCAGCUCAGUAGGCGGAGCACUCAACAUGAAGUUUACCCAAGAUAAAGAGAAAUGGCCGACUCCAAUGUGUGACUUUCCGGAUUUCUUCACCGCGGAGAGAAGAUGGCGGGAUCUCUCCGGCAGAUUUAUCAUCCACGUGGACGCCAAUGGCCAGAGGUUCAAGCUGAUGAGCAACCACGUGAGCCAGGAUGUCGUCCGCUAUACAGAGGAAUCGGUGGAGGCCAAGUACUCGAUCAAAUGUAUUGACAAGAUAGAUGAAGGGGUGUCACUGUCACAGUUCGAGUAUCGCACUUUUACUACAAAUGACUCAUGCAUUUCCCAGUACCAGUGUCUGAAGAUAUACAAGCGAUCGCCUAAAGUAAUUGAGUUGUAUAUUGGAUCCAAACUGCGGAAUGAAAGAGCUGCCUGUGAACAGCAUAAUUUUGCUAAUUCAACCCGAUACGUCUUCAUUCCUGCCGACAGUGCUGCGACGCCCUGCCCUCUAGCAGGUAGCUAUAAAUUUAAGGACAAAUCGACGGGAUGCAGCGGAAAUUUUAAAGUGGGAUGCGGAUUCAAAGCGGAAGAAAUACAAAUCGAGACGGCAUGUCCUAACAACGAACAGAAUGUAGAAAUUCUCCAGUGCCUGCACACGUGGACUGAGGACCACAAUAUCCACGUGAUCGUGGAGAAGCCAGGCGAUCCGGCGAUGACAGGAACCUGUGUGACAUUUGGCGAGGACAGUAAAUUCCGGACAGUAUCCACAGAGCAAGAGUGUAACUUUAUGUUACCCCAGAUAUUGGGCAAGAGAAUCACCUACCAGUUAAUGAAACCCCCAGAAACCUGUAAACGAGAUCCCCGAACUCUUGAAGGAAGUACUAACGCUGGCGUCAUACGGGAUAUGAAUAAUGUGCUGGACGGCAGCUCUGCCACUUCAUUGGACAGUAUUAGUCACGUGAUCUGGAGAAAAAUCACAUUGACUCUAGGCUUUGUAAUAGUGCUCUUCACAGACCGGUUGUGCUUGAGAUGACGUCACUAAUGGAGACCAGAGAAUCGAGAAAUACUAUUAUAUUAGCUUUAACACAAACCAUCUAUUAACAGAGAAGAUAUAUUAUUGGUGUGACAGUGGGAGAGAAAGACUAAACCUUGCUGGCUGUGAAUAUAUGAGGACUUUGUAAGUGACGAUAAAAGAGUUAGUGAACAUAAAUUUAACACUUUGGGAUCCCCUCCCUCUUAUGGAUAACAUUCCUUGUAAAUAGUUUAAAAGAUGUACAGCUGUCCAAAAUCACUAAAUUUUAUUAUGACAUGUGAAUUGUAACACACAUUGAACGUUCGCGGUCGAGUACAUAUAUUCAACAGCACCGAUGGAUAGAGAAUUGUGUAUAAAGGAAAUGGCAUCCGGCUGGAUGACGUCUCCUUGACGUCACAGAUUAUGGUGGUUUGGGCAAAGUGCUGCGCCGAUUCCAGAGGCUUUAAUGCGCAGCUCCUUCCCUACUAACACCCAGCUUUCAUUUCUUACAAAACAAACACUGGAGAAUGUCGAUGAACUAACUGGGUGUGUACUGUUCAAGAGGUCACUGAAAGCGAGAAAUGAACUAGUGUUACAAAUCGUCACAUCCGGACUGUUCUAACAACCCAUGGUCUUCAUUGUCCAGUCUAAAUGUUUCAUUGUUCCUGUUGAAGAAUAUGUUGAUGUGAUGACGUCAUCGUUCGUAUCACAUGAUCCUCGGAUGUUCCGCCAUAUUGAUGUUUACACAGCAUAGUUUGUGGCCAUAGCAGAGACUUAUGGUCACGUGGUUCAGAUGAUGGUUUUAUGUAUAUAAUAUACACGUAUCACCCCUGUGCGAAUGUUAUACCAAAUUUCGUCCAAAAAGCUGCUGCAGUGCAUGUAGUGGUUUGCUAUGAUGUUUUGAGACACUGUGUGGCACGAGGAUUGCUAAACUGGGGGAAAAAUCAACGGGCCAAAAAAAGCGGCGCCUCUCCUGUUUGAUUUCACUGUCAGAGGAACACUGGUGGGAACGUAUCCCUGACUAACACCCGGAACAUCAAGCGUUUGCUUUUCCCAGGACUCCGCCUUGUUAGCUUACGGUGUCAACGCACAAACUUUUUCCAGUGAUACACGUGUUUUUGUAAAAGUUGAGCCUUUCUCUGUGGCGAGGACAGAAAAUGAAAUGGUCAUCUAUAUUCCGUAUAUGACAUCGGUGCAGUAAAUGUUACUGGGUGGACACACGUGAUGGUCAUCGAUUUGCCUCAAGAGAAGAGUGUUUUUAUUUUUAUUUUUUUUCUCUCUCUCUUUUUGAAAUCAUUGCAGAUGUCACAGAGUGGAUGUCACUCAGUGACGUUAGAGUUUCUCUCAGAGAGUAUACAGUAUUACCUAUCCUGAUCUGUUUCUGUAUUUGUAUAGGGGGAGAGGAAAUCUGCCGUGCGCAUGCGUAUUUACUUCGCUCAAACUUACUUGCCAAACCAGAUUUCCCACGGGAACUACAGGUUGGGAUCUCGUGCCUUACAGCGGUGGCUUGGAACAGCAUAACCGUUCUCACUGAGAACUUCAGUACCCCACUCAAUGUUCUUCUUAUUCUCUGAGCGACUUAUAUUAUAUCCUCGACACGAGUCGCAUUUUGCAGAGACAGUGACUGUGACUUGAACUUUAUGGAGCAGUGAGUCCGUUAUCACCGGUAUCUGGCUUAGUUCGUUAUCAUGCAUUUGCCAUGACGUCCUGUUUAAUUGCCAUGACGUCAUGUUUUUUGCGCUAAGUCCAUUUCAGCCUGUUGCUGUAGUAUGAGUACUUGAGACGUUGUUUUGUUCCCUGAAGUUCCCCUUUGCCCAGGACGCCAUAUAUAUUAUUGUCUUCAUGCAGUGCUGUACCAGUUGAAUAUCAAGGCACAAAUUUAAAUGAUGAUUAUUAUUUUUGUUCAUCCAUAUCAUGGGUGCAUAGCGUUGGCAAAUAUUGUGUAUAUUCGAUUUUGUAUUCGUGAUGGACUCUAUAUUGUGAAUAAAAUGGAGAUUGGUAUUGAUAA